UACUGAAAUAUUUGUUUCGGCUGCGUUCACAGGCUAAAGAGUGCAAUGGCGUCAAGGCUCCGAUUGAUACAAGCAAACCUAACCCUAAUGAGGUGGAGUUUGAUAACCUGUAUUUGGAUAUGAAUGGUAUAAUUCACCCUUGUACACAUCCAGAAGACAAGCCAGCACCCAAAAAUGAAGAUGAGAUGAUGGUUGCGAUUUUUGAGUAUAUCGACAGGAUCUUCAACAUUGUAAGACCAAGGCGACUUCUUUACAUGGCUAUAGAUGGAGUAGCUCCACGUGCAAAAAUGAAUCAACAGCGGUCAAGAAGAUUCAGAGCAUCAAAGGAGGGCAUGGAAGCUGCUGAAGAGAAGCAAAAAAUAAGACAAGAAAUUCUGGCAAAAGGUGGCAUUCUUCCUCCAGAAGAAGUGAAAGAGAGAUUUGACAGCAACUGUAUUACUCCGGGAACAGAGUUUAUGGACAAUCUCGCUAAAUGUCUCCGCUAUUACAUUGCUGACCGUUUGAACAGCGACCCAGGGUGGAAAAAUUUGACAGUUAUUUUGUCUGAUGCUAGUGCUCCUGGUGAAGGUGAACAUAAAAUCAUGGAUUACAUUAGAAGACAAAGAGCUCAACCAAACCAUGACCCAAACACUCAUCAUUGUCUGUGUGGGGCUGAUGCUGAUCUGAUUAUGCUUGGGUUAGCUACACAUGAACCAAACUUCACAAUAAUUAGGGAGGAGUUUAAACCAAAUAAACCCAAGCCAUGUAGUCUUUGUAACCAGAUGGGUCAUGAGGUUAAGGAUUGCCAAGGUUUGCCCAGAGAAAAACAAGGCAAGCACGAUCAGUUUGCAGACAGUCUUCCCAUCGCUGAACAAGAAUUUAUCUUCAUCCGAUUAUGUGUUUUGCGAGAGUAUUUGGAAAGAGAACUCACUAUGGCCAGUUUACCUUUCACUUUUGAUUUUGAAAGAAGUGUUGAUGACUGGGUCUUUAUGUGCUUCUUUGUGGGAAAUGACUUUCUUCCUCAUCUGCCAUCUUUGGAGAUCAGGGAGGGAGCAAUUGAUCGCUUGGUUAACAUAUAUAAAAAUGUGGUGCACAAAACUGGGGGAUACCUCACAGAAAGUGGUUUUGUCAACCUACAGCGAGUACAGAUGAUCAUGUUAGCUGUUGGAGAAGUUGAAGAUAGUAUUUUCAAAAAGAGAAAAGAUGACGAUGAUAACUUUAAACGACGGCAAAAAGAAAAAAGAAAAAGAAUGAAGAGGGAUCAGCCUUCUUUUAUUCCUGGUGGACAGUUUUCCCCUCAAGCUCUGGGAAAUCGAUCUAGUCCUCAGGCAAUCAGUAACCCUAGACAAGCCGCCUUUGAGAUGAGGAUGCAUGACAGACAGAAUUCUACAACUUCAUCAUCUCCAAAUACCAGCCUGACUUCUGAUGGCAGCCCAUCCCUGGCAGGAGGAAUUAAGCGAAAAGCUGAAGAUAGUGACAGUGAACCUGAGCCAGAGGAUAAUAUCAGGUUAUGGGAAACUGGUUGGAAACAGCGCUACUAUAAAAACAAAUUUGAUGUUGAUGCAUCUGAUGAGAAAUUCCGUCGUAAAGUUGUACAGUCCUAUGUGGAAGGCCUUUGCUGGGUUCUCAGAUAUUAUUAUCAGGGCUGCGCAUCCUGGAACUGGUAUUACCCUUUUCACUAUGCUCCGUUUGCUUCUGACUUUGAGGGUAUUGCAGACAUGCCUUCAGACUUUGAGAAAGGCUCAAAACCGUUUAAGCCUCUUGAACAACUUAUGGGAGUAUUUCCAGCUGCAAGUGGAAAUUUUCUGCCACCAACUUGGAGGAAGCUCAUGACAGAUCCGGAAUCAAGCAUAAUUGACUUCUACCCUGAAGAUUUUGCUAUUGAUUUAAAUGGGAAGAAAUACGCUUGGCAAGGUGUUGCGUUGUUGCCAUUUGUUGACGAGCGACGCCUUAGAGCUGCCCUGGAAGAAGUCUACCCUGACCUCACUCCUGAAGAAAGCAGAAGAAAUAGCCUUGGUGGUGAUGUUCUCUUUGUUGGAAAACACCAUCCACUUUGUGACUUUAUUGUAGAACAGUACAAGACCAAAAAUACAGAGCCAGUGGAUAUACCCCCAGAGCUGUGCCAUGGAAUCCAGGGAAAGCUUACACUGAAUGACAAUGCUGUUCUUCCAGACCAGACAGUGGAGUCUCCUGUUCCAAUGCUGCGUGAUCUUGCACAAAAUUCUGCAGUCAGCAUCUCUUUCAAAGAUCCACAAUUUGAUGAAGACUUUGUUUUCAAGGCUACAGUGUUACCUGGUGCAAAGAAACCUGCUCCAGUUCUGAAGCCAGGAGACUGGGAAAAAACCAACAAUGAUGGCAGGCCUUGGAGACCGCAGCUUGGUUUUAAUCGAGACAGAAAACCAGUCCAUUUGGACCAGUCAGUGUUUAGAACUUUAGGCCAUACGAUGCCAAGGGCAAGAGGGAUGCCAGGAAUGUAUGCCAACGCAGUACCUCUUGGAACUUACGGGAGCCCGUACACCAGGCCACUUCUGAGUGGGCAGCAGCAGAUUCCUAAAUUGUUGUCAAAUCUUAGACCCCAGGAGUCUUGGCGAGGUCCUACGCCCUUGUUUCAACAGACACCGCAAAGGUAAGGCAGGAGGGAUUGAAGUUUUGUAAAACGUGGCCAGGAGGAUGUACUUGCUUCUGCCAGGCUUCACAACAUUUUUUUUCCCCCCUCUUUGUUUUGAACUUUAUUGUUUAAAUUUGUUGAAAUCAUGCUGUACAGCAGGCUUUUCUUAAGUUAAUUAAUGUCCAUGAUUUAUUUAUAUUUUGUGAGUGCACUACGUGGUGUUCAUCCUUUAAAAGGCUCGAGUACUUUGUAUUAAAAAAAAGAAGGCAAAAACACUUUCCAUUAAAACUCAGACUUCAAAAUUAACUUUACUGUUGGUGCUUUGGUACCGUUCUUGGUUCUUUGGCCUUUAUCUUAUUGAAGCUUUUGAGAUACUAUGAAAUUGAACACAGAGAGCUUAAAACUGCAUUAGAUUUUGGACAGGCUAAACAAAUUUCUUUUUAGGAGGGCUGUGGAGCUUAAUGAGGCAUAACUAAUGGUGUUCCACUUUUAUCAUUUCUGUGCCGCAACCGCAGCAUUAGUACAGACUAGCCAUUGAUUCUUGC
Molecule: messenger RNA, 3132 nt
Organism: Pelecanus crispus (Dalmatian pelican)
Lineage: Eukaryota; Metazoa; Chordata; Aves; Pelecaniformes; Pelecanidae
Source: RefSeq, a predicted model, not a curated record